Molecule: messenger RNA, 897 nt
Organism: Megachile rotundata (alfalfa leafcutting bee)
Lineage: Eukaryota; Metazoa; Arthropoda; Insecta; Hymenoptera; Megachilidae
Gene: Prosbeta1
Product: proteasome beta1 subunit
Cellular component (GO): proteasome core complex; cytoplasm
Molecular function (GO): threonine-type endopeptidase activity
Source: RefSeq, a predicted model, not a curated record
AUGGAGACACUGUAGCGCUGAAUUAAUUUUCAACAUUCAAGUAUUGUGUAUUCAAAUUGAAGAGAGAUUUAAUAAAAUUUUGAAAUGGCUCAUAUGGUGCAUAAUUUAAUUCAACCUAACGUAGGUUCAGUUACUGAUAAUUUAGUCCCUGAUUGGCUUCAUUCUGAAAAAAGCACAGGAACAUCAAUUAUGGCUUGUGAAUUUGAUGGAGGUGUUGUAAUUGGAGCAGAUUCUAGAGCAACAACAGGAGCUUACAUUUCCAGUCGCUUUGCUGAUAAAUUAACCAAAAUUACAGAUUAUAUUUAUUGCUGUCGUUCUGGUUCUGCAGCAGAUACUCAAGCUAUUUCUGAUAUAGUUGCAUAUGAUUUAAAUCUGUAUAAAAUGGAGGUGGGCAUGGAACCGUUAGUAGAAACAGCAGCAAAUGUAUUUCGUGAACUGUGUUAUAACUACAGAGAUUCCUUGAUGGCAGGUAUCUUAGUGGCAGGCUGGGAUAAUCGUAAAGGAGGUCAAGUUUAUAGCAUUCCUCUUGGUGGAAUGUGUGUAAGACAACCAAUUUCCAUUGGAGGAUCUGGUUCAACAUAUGUAUAUGGUUAUAUGGAUUCACAAUACAAGCCAAAUAUGUCAAGGGAAGAAUGUGAAAAAUUAGUUGAAAAUACUUUGGCAUUGGCAAUGGCUCGUGAUGGUAGUAGUGGAGGUGUUAUUCGAAUGGGUGUUAUUACAGAAAAGGGUAUCGAAAGAAAAGUUAUAUUGGGAAAUAAUUUGCCACGAUUUUACGAAGGAUAAGCGUUAUAAGGACUAGAUUUAAACAAGAUACUUAUACAAGUUUGUCUACUUUUGAAAACCUUGUAUCAAUCGCAAUUUGUUUAUUAAUUAAAUUAAAAUGAAAGAUAAAUGUUG